AUGCUUAUGCAAGAGAUGUCCGGUAAUCCAGGACGAGUCCGGGAGUCUGACUUUGAAUACUAUGAACGCGAGUAUUAUAAAGACCUGAAGGAUGGAUGCUAUAAACUCCAAAUCUCCAAGUCAUCAUAUAGGUGCCCCUUUUGCCUGCACAAUGAAUACUCGUUGAAUGAGCUUUUGAAGCAUGCAGUGAGAUUUGAAAGGUACUCACGGACCAUGGUAAAAGAUUUAGCUAAGCAUUCUGCUCUUCAAUUAUACAUUGAAAGGCAUCUUGAUGUCAAUAAUGGAUCAGAAAAAGUUGCCCAAGAUAGGCUAAGGAAUGCUGUCCUUGAUAAAUCAGGAAAUAUUGUACAUGAUAGAUUAAGAAAUCGUGACGAUGAUAGACCGGUAAAGAUUGUCAGUAAUAGACUGGAAACUGUCAACGAUACAUCUGAAAAUGUUGGCAAAGAACAACUAUUUGUCUGGCCUUGGAUUGGUGUUGUUGCAAACAUUGCCACGGCAUUUAAAGAUGGAAAGCGUAUUGGUGAAAGUGGUGCCAAUCUAAGGGAUGAAUUUACUCAGAAAGGAUUUCAUCCCAUGAGAGUUCAUCCGUUAUGGAACCGCAAUGGACAUUCAGGCUUUGCAAUUAUAGAGUUCUCCAAAGACUGGGAGGGUUUCACCAAUGCCAUGAACUUUGAAAGAAGUUUUGAGGCAGAACAUUGUGGUAAGAGAGAUUACUACAUUUCACGAAACCUAGGGAAAAAACUGUAUGGAUGGGUAGCCCGUGAUGAUGACUACCACUCGAAGAGUAUAAUUGGUGAUUACCUUCGCAAGACUGGAGAUUUGCAAUCUGUCUCUGAAAAGCAAGCGGAGGAGAAAAGGAAAACGUCACUGCUUGUCUCUGGUUUAGCUAAAACUUUGAAAGGGAAACAUGAGAAAUUGGAACAAGUAUGCUGCAAAUAUGAUGAUGUUAAUGUGUCCCUGAACAGAGUUAUGGAUGAGAAAGAAGCCAUGAUUGAAUCAUAUAAUAAUGAAAUUAAAAAAAUGCGUCAAGAAACCCGAAAAGAUUGGGAGAAAAUUUUUGUGGAUCAUGAAAAGGCCAGAUUGGAACUGCGUGCUCAGAGGAAAAUACUGGAGGACCGUGAGAAAGAUCUUCAGAGAUGUCGAGUGCAAAACGAGAAUAAGAGAAAAAAACUUUACCUUGAAAAGAAAAACAAUGAUAUGGCAAUGAUGGAGCAAAACAAGGCAGAUGAGAAAGUGGUGCAUUUGGCAAAAGAACACAAGAAAGAGAAGGAGAAAAUGCAUACAAAAAUUAUUGAAUUACAAAAGAAACUUGAUGCGAAACAAACAUUGGAAUUGGACAUUCAACAAUUGAAAGGAGCUCUUCAAGUAAUGAAACACAUAGGAGAGGGUGAUGCCGAAGAGAAAAGAAAGUUGGAUGCAAUUAAAAUGGAACUGGAGGAUAAGAAGGAGGAAUAUGAAGGACUGGAAGAUCUUCAACAAGCUCUCGUAGUCAAAGAACGGAAAACCAAUGAUGAGUUGCAAGAUGCCCGCAAGGAGUUAAUACGGUGGCUGGUGAAGACAAACAGUAAUCGGGCUAUUAUUGGUGUUAAAAGAAUGGGGGAGCUUGAUGAAAAGCCCUUUGUGGGAGCAGCCAAGAGAAAAUUUUCUGGUGAUGAAGCGGCUGUGAAAGCAGUGGAGUUGUGCUCACAGUACGAGGCUUAUCUUAGAGAUCCAAGCUGGUUUCCAAUUAAAGUUACAGUAGAUAAGGAAGGAAAGGCCAAGGAAGUUUUAGAUGAAGAAGAUGAAAAACUGAGAACUUUAAAGGAUGAUUUUGGUGAUGAGGUGUAUGGAGCAGUGACUACAGCUCUGAUGGAGAUGAAUGAGUACAACCCUAGUGGUAGAUACCCCAUACCGGAGAUAUGGAAUUCAAAGGAAGGAAGGAGGGCAUCGUUAAAGGAGGGUGUUUCACACUUACUGAGGCAAUGGAAAUUGCGAAGGAAGUAG
Molecule: messenger RNA, 1983 nt
Organism: Sphenostylis stenocarpa
Lineage: Eukaryota; Viridiplantae; Streptophyta; Magnoliopsida; Fabales; Fabaceae
Source: the annotation of a GenBank genome assembly